AGAGGGAUCUAUACUACUUGGCUGUCUCUUUGAUGGGCAUAAACUUCCACCACAUGUUGGCAAAUGGACUGCCUUUUCUCCCCCUUUCAGUGUUACUGCAGACCUAGCUAGCAUCUGUUAAAGUCAUGCCUUGUGGUUUAGUUUUCGACAUUCGGAACUGCAAUCGAAGAGCUCGGAGACUGUUGUAGUAGUUCUUGCUUUUGGAGAUUUGCAUUUGCAAGAUGAUCCAAAGCUCAAGAGAAAGAGCUGUGAUCAUCAAUGAAGGCAAGGCUCAGCCGACUUUUUCGCGGGCAGGGUGGACGGCGAUGCUCAAGAACCCGAGGAUCGUGCGUGUCUCCCGAUCAUUUGGGGGCAAGGACCGGCACAGCAAGGUGAGGACUAUCCGCGGGCUGAGGGACCGGCGCGUGCGGCUGUCGGUGCCGACAGCCAUCCAGUUGUAUGACCUCCAAGACAGGCUAGGGCUUAGCCAGCCGAGCAAAGUGGUGGACUGGCUCAUCAACGCUGCUCAGCAUGAGAUCGACAAGCUGCCCCCACUUGAGAUGCUGCAAGGAGAAUAUGACCACGGCCAUGAUCAUCUCUUCCCACUGAUGCCUCAAAUAGCAAACCCUAACACCACUUCAGGUGCAAACUAUCAGGACAUUGAUGAUUCAAGGACCUGCAAAGGGAAGGAAGUGGAAGUGAGGGGAGGGAAUUUGGGUGUAGCAUGGGAGAACAAUGAGUUGACAAACAAUCCCUACUAUCAGUUAGACCCUGCAAAUGGAGGCUACAUACCUAUAACUAUUCUUGCAUCAUACAUGGCUGCUGCAUCAAAUGGUGUUCAGGAAGCAAAGCAGUAUGGCCACUUAUUGGGCACAACAACAGCAUUAUCAUGCCAAGGCAAUGCCUCUCCAAAUGAGGCUUUCAGAACUCUUCAUCAUGAUCAGUAAUUUGUAUUUGUAGCAGUCUUUGAUUUUCAUACAUGAUUUUGAAAGAGAUAGGGAUAUAUAUAUAUAUAUAAUGUGUUUGGAGUGAUGAUCAGUAUGAUGACAAAGUUGAUAUUUAGUACUAAUUAAAGGAAUAAAUGUGAUCAUA
Zingiber officinale is the source of this 1071-nucleotide messenger RNA. RefSeq names its product transcription factor TCP13-like. Gene Ontology annotation, molecular function: DNA-binding transcription factor activity; sequence-specific DNA binding. Bases 222 to 926 code for a protein of 234 amino acids. The transcript has 2 exons. The record is from RefSeq and is a predicted model, not a curated record. Gene Ontology annotation, cellular component: nucleus. NCBI's taxonomy places the organism in Eukaryota, Viridiplantae, Streptophyta, Magnoliopsida, Zingiberales, Zingiberaceae.